AUGGCCGCGGUGAAGAUCUGGGAAUCCGACCCGGACUCCCCGUACGUCCUCGGGUUGACCCUGAACGCGCUCGCGUUCAUCGCGGACGCGGUCGGUCAUGCGCAUGUCGCCGGCGGCGACCCAACCGCGAUCGACGGCAAUGUCCUCCAAAAAGGACACGCGAUGACACAAGCGCUGUUCUUACUCCUCGGCGUCGCGGGGAACCUCGGCGUCAUCGGCGAGAAGAAGUACGCCGGUCUCGCGCUGGAGAAAGUUCCGGACCUCGGGAAGCGAACGCUCGGCGCGCGGAUCGCGACCAACCCCAAGGUCAUCAUUCCGCUCAACCUGUGGCAGACCGCGCACGCCGCAGGGGUGUUCGGGCUCGCGUGA
Messenger RNA from Micromonas pusilla CCMP1545, 369 nucleotides. RefSeq lists its product as uncharacterized. Bases 1 to 369 code for a protein of 122 amino acids. NCBI's taxonomy places the organism in Eukaryota, Viridiplantae, Chlorophyta, Mamiellophyceae, Mamiellales, Mamiellaceae. The record is from RefSeq and is a predicted model, not a curated record. The transcript has a single exon.